Molecule: messenger RNA, 1818 nt
Organism: Glycine soja
Lineage: Eukaryota; Viridiplantae; Streptophyta; Magnoliopsida; Fabales; Fabaceae
Product: 3-oxoacyl-[acyl-carrier-protein] synthase II, chloroplastic-like
Exons: 13
Coding region: 170-1576 (468 amino acids)
Biological process (GO): fatty acid biosynthetic process
Cellular component (GO): chloroplast stroma
Molecular function (GO): 3-oxoacyl-[acyl-carrier-protein] synthase activity
Source: RefSeq, a predicted model, not a curated record
UUUAAUAUUCAUCAAUAUUUUUAGGCAAAGCAACCACCAUUCAGUGUUCAUAAAACCAGCGUCUUCUGAGUUUUCAUAAAAUAAAUAGAACGUGACCUUCAUCGCAAUUUUCUACUUCUCCUUCACUGUCACUAACUCGCUGUCAUUCUGCACUUCUCAUUUCCUCCAUAUGACUUCCAUAGCCUCUCCAUUUUGUACGUGCCUGGUUGCCACUUGGAGGAACCACCUGGUUGCCACUUGGAGGAAGCACCUUCCCAACUCCAACCUUGUGAAGCAUUGCAAUCUUGUGCCUCGUUCAGGUAAAGCGAUGGUUGUAGCUUUGCAACCUACUCAAGACGCUACAAUAAUGAGAAAACCUACAAAACACAGGCGAGUAGUUGUGACAGGCAUGAGUGUGGUUACACCACUUGGUCAUGAUCCUGAUGUCUUCUAUAGUAAUUUACUUGAGGGUGUUAGCGGGAUAAGCAAGAUUGAUACUUUUGACUGUGAAGAAUUUCCAACGAGAAUAGGUGGUGAGAUCAAGUCCUUUUCAACUGAUGGUUGGGUAGCACCAAAACUUUCAAAGAGGAUGGAUAAAUAUAUGUUGUAUUUGCUAACGGCAGGGAAAAAGGCCUUGGUGGAUGGUGGAAUUACUCAAGACAUAAUGGAUGAGUUAAAUAAACAAAAAUGUGGGAUUUUGAUUGGUUCAGCAAUGGGUGGCAUGCAGAUUUGUUAUGAUGCUGUUGAAGCUUUUCGAGUCUCAUAUAAGAGGAUUAAUCCUUUUACUAUACCCUUUGCAACAACAAAUAUGGGUUCUGCCAUACUCGCAAUGGAUCUGGGGUGGAUGGGCCCUAAUUAUUCAAUCUCUACAGCGUGUGCUACUAGUAAUUUUUGUAUAUUGAAUGCUGCAAACCAUAUCAUUAGAGGUGAAGCUGACUUGAUGCUUUGUGGUGGCUCAGAUGGUGCUAUUGUACCAAUUGGCCUAGGAGGCUUUGUGGCAUGUAGGACACUCUCACGGAGAAAUAGUGAUCCUUCUAAAGCUUCACGCCCUUGGGAUACUAAUCGUGAUGGAUUUGUCUUAGGAGAAGGUGCUGGUGUUUUGCUUUUGGAAGAAUUAGAGCACGCUAAGAAAAGAGGUGCAAAUAUAUAUGCAGAGUUCCUUGGUGGAAGUUUCACCUUUGAUGCUUAUCAUGUUACUCAACCACAUCCUAAUGAUGGGGUUGGUGUUAUUCUUUGCAUGGAAAAGGCAUUAAAUCAUUCUAGAAUAUCAAGGGAAGAUGUGAACUACAUAAAUGCACAUGCCACUUCUACACCAAUUGGAGAUCUAAAGGAGUAUAAGGCUCUAAUUCAUUGUUUUGGCCAAAAUCUUGAGCUAAGAGUGAAUUCAACGAAAUCUAUGAUCGGUCACCUACUAGGGGCAGCUGGUGGUGUGGAAGCCGUAGCAACAAUACAGGCAAUAAAGACAGGGUGGGUUCAUCCCAAUAUCAAUUUAGAAAACCCAGAUGAAGGAGUGAAUAACCAGACAAUGUAUUGGAUACUCACACUACUCCUUUGGUUGAACAAAAAUGAUUAUAGGGGGGAUUGCUUUCUUGGAUGAUCACUUAUGUUCAAAAACAUUGAAGUAAUCCUCUAGAAUCAAUAUUUCUAGACUUGUUUGUUCAAGGUUUUAGUGUCUAUAUAGUCAUUGAUGAAAAAUAACACUUGAUGGGACAUAGACAUUGUUUUAUUUCCAUGUACGAAAUGGCCAUAUAGUAGACACAACAAUUUUAAUGCUUAGAGUUAGAUAGCAUUUUCAUUUAAAUUUAUGCCAUUGAAUUUAAUGACAAUUUUGUCUUUUUC